This is a messenger RNA of Brenthis ino (lesser marbled fritillary), 207 nucleotides long. NCBI's taxonomy places the organism in Eukaryota, Metazoa, Arthropoda, Insecta, Lepidoptera, Nymphalidae. The record is from the annotation of a GenBank genome assembly.
AUGCAGAACUGCAUAAAUUACUCUUUCGCUUUCUGUACUCCUUGUCCUUCGAGUUCCUGCUACACAUGGAGUGUAAAAAGGCAAAAUGCACUUGAAGGUCGCGAGGUCAGUGACCAGAUGACGAGCGAUGACCCAGAGAAGGGUGCUCUCGAAGGGGAUAGGGCCCCUUUGGUGUCGCUCACAAAAGGAACGAUCACUAGGGCAGCA